AUGGCAGGUUGGUUGACUCCGACCUUCUGGCACCAUGGAUGCCGCAUGAUGAACCGUCAUGGUUCACCGCUAGAGACCAACUGCCGACGAUACAAGGCUAUGUUUGGGGUGACCCCCCUAUGUGCUAGCCUUGUAUGGACUAUGGUUGAAGACCGACGCCCAGUGUCCUCGCGUCCAAUCCACCUGCUCUGGGCUCUGCUCUUUCUCAAAAUUCAGUGGGAUCGCCGUUUGGAGUUGAAUCGUCCAAGUGACAGGGCACUUGUGCCUCUCGAUGGAUCAGAUUUCCGCAUCCAAGAACAGAUACCAUUUGAUCGCACAUGGUACUCCCACAAGUUCCAUGGUCCAGGCCUCCGUUACGAAGUCGGCAUUUGCAUUCGGACGGGCAACAUUGUUUGGGUAAACGGAGGGCUCCCAUGUGGGGAGUGGCCAGACUUACGGUUGGCACGCGAUUCCUACAUCAGCAUGGUCCGCCGUGGUGAAUUGACGCUUGGAGACAAAGGGUACAAUGACCCCAAUUACUUUAUCUACCCAUGCCCCCAACUGCAAAACCCGAGGCGCCACAAAGAUAUCAUGGCUCGCCACGAGAUCGUGAAUAAACGCAUGAAGCAGUUCAGCGUCUUGUCACGCGUAUUUCGGUACAGUAUUGAUCUCCAUCCUAAAUGUUUUCAUGCUGUCGCCAACUUAACUCAAUUGUCGAUGGAAAACGGCGAACCGCUAUACCAAGUGUAA
Aphanomyces astaci is the source of this 729-nucleotide messenger RNA. RefSeq lists its product as hypothetical. Bases 1 to 729 code for a protein of 242 amino acids. The transcript is spliced from 2 exons. The record is from RefSeq and is a predicted model, not a curated record. Lineage: Eukaryota; Oomycota; Saprolegniomycetes; Saprolegniales; Verrucalvaceae.